UAAAAACAACAAUAAUUAGCAGUAAUUCAGUCAAGUAGCACACUGUCAAACUGUGGUUUAUUUCCACUUCUUCUAAUACAAAAGAACACACAUAUCUGCAUCCCGUUAUUCUUGCCGCUAUGAAACCCAUGUGGAUUCUUCUUCUGCUACAAUACAUCGGAGCAAACAGCCAGGAUGUACAAGGAAGCGCCGCAAUAUUAGCCAACAACAGUCAAUCUAGCAACAGCGGACCAACUCCAGAGAUUAGCUCAACCAUCUUACUUGGACAAGCACCGGAAGUGCGAAGUGGCAAUAGCACUCCAGCAGUUUCUGCUUCGGCAAACCUAACGUCGUCGAAUACAUCGCAAGUCGCGGCACUAACAAACAUCGCGCCAUCGCCCACACAAAAAUGCGGAAAAGAUUUCUUCCUGAAAAUUAUUAAUAACCAAUCGUACGUGCAGAUGACCGGUAAAUCGGACAAGGACUGGGAACUGUCUACAUCGCAUUUCCAUGCCUUCACGACGUGGUUUCAGUCACCACAAGAGGAGACGGUUGAUUAUUUGACAUCGACCGUGCAGUUCAAGGACGGUCCCACUGUUGAGCCCGGUGCCAUCCACACGCAGCUCAGUGAAGCGUCGAAAAGGGUCAUCCGCACUAAUUUUCCAACGCAGAAACUCCACGACGGCAAUCUCUUACUGCGGACAAAAUUCGAGACGAUCAUUGCUACCUGUGUUCCGGAGUCAGACUUGAAAACGAAAACACCUGAGUCGGCUUAAUAUUGUAUCGAAAUUUUCACUGGGAACACUGGAUUUCGUUUUUCUGUAUGAAUGUCAGCACACAGCUAAGCAAAUAUGUAAAAAACUGUGUGUAAGAUGGAAACGUGCGUAUUUUUGGAUGCUUUGACCAGUGAUGGCAGUCUGGCGGGAUAAUGGCUUCUUCGCCUAUUGUGAGCGACAUUAUCACGUCACAAAUUACCGGUAUCUGCUUCUAAGCAGAUGUUGCGCCAGGAAGCAGUUUACUGAACUUUACCGGCCUAGUCAAAUUAACAAGGAUCA
Messenger RNA from Paramacrobiotus metropolitanus, 1034 nucleotides. RefSeq lists its product as uncharacterized. Lineage: Eukaryota; Metazoa; Tardigrada; Eutardigrada; Parachela; Macrobiotidae. The coding region runs from base 120 to 755 and encodes 211 amino acids. The transcript is spliced from 4 exons. The record is from RefSeq and is a predicted model, not a curated record.